AGGAUUGCAUGUCCCGGGGCCGGACCUGUCAUCUGCCUCUCUCUGCCAGGCCGGCGUCCAGCUCGCGAGUGUAGGUGAACCAAAUACCAGCCAUGGGUAAGGAGAAGACUCACAUCAACAUCGUGGUGGUGGGCCACGUAGACUCUGGCAAGUCCACCACUACCGGUCAUCUCAUCUACAAAUGCGGUGGUAUCGACAAGCGAACCAUCGAGAAGUUCGAGAAGGAGUCCUCUGAGAUGGGCAAGGGCUCCUUCAAGUACGCCUGGGUGCUGGACAAGCUGAAGGCUGAGCGUGAGCGUGGUAUCACCAUCGACAUCGCCCUGUGGAAGUUCGAGACCAACAGGUUCUACGUGACCAUCAUCGAUGCCCCAGGCCAUCGUGAUUUCAUCAAGAACAUGAUCACCGGAACCUCCCAGGCUGACUGCGCUGUGCUGAUCGUUGCUGCCGGUACUGGCGAGUUCGAAGCUGGUAUCUCUAAGAACGGGCAGACCCGUGAGCACGUGUUGCUGUGCUUCACCCUGGGUGUGAAGCAGCUGAUCGUGGCUGUUAACAAGAUGGACAGCACCGAGCCCAAGUACUCAGAGGAGCGCUUCAAGGAAAUCCACAAGGAAGUGAGCGCCUACGUGAAGAAGGUCGGCUACAACCCAGCCGUGGUCCCCAUCAUCCCCAUCUCUGGCUUCAACGGCGACAACAUGCUCGAGAAAUCCGACAACAUGCCCUGGUGGAAGAAGCAGAAGAUCUCUCGCAAGAGCGACAGCUAUGAAUUCGAGACCCUGUUCGAUGCUCUGGACAACAUCGAGCCCCCCACCAGACCCCUGGACAAGGCCCUCCGUCUUCCUCUCCAGGACGUAUACAAGAUUGGUGGCAUUGGAACAGUGCCCGUGGGCCGUGUGGAGACUGGUAUCCUGAAGCCAGGUAUGGUUGUCAACUUUGCCCCCACUGGCCCCACCACUGAGGUCAAGUCUGUGGAGAUGCACCACGAAGCUCUUACCGAGGCUGUCCCUGGUGACAACGUUGGCUUCAACGUGAAGAACGUGUCUGUAAAGGAUCUGAAGCGUGGAUUCGUCGCUUCCGACUCCAAGAAUGACCCAGCCAAGGAAGCUGCUGACUUCACCGCCCAGGUGAUCGUCCUUAACCACCCUGGCCAGAUCCAGGCUGGCUACUCACCUGUGCUUGAUUGCCACACUGCUCACAUCGCCUGCAAGUUCGCUGAACUGCUGACCAAGAUCGACAGGCGUACUGGUAAGGAACUGGAAGCCGGACCCAAGCACGUGAAAUCUGGCGACUCCUGCAUCGUAAAGAUGGUUCCCAGCAAGCCCAUGUGUGUGGAGACCUUCCAACAGUAUGCUCCUCUUGGACGUUUUGCUGUGCGUGACAUGAAGCAGACGGUAGCUGUGGGUGUAAUCAAGGAGGUCAACAAGAAGGAACAAAGCGGUAAGACUACGAAGGCUGCUGAGAAGGCCCUCAAGAAGAAGUAACUAGAUGUGGACAGGCUCCUGUGCCUGUCGUGGGAGGCAGGCAUCAUGAGCGCUGUGCUUGGUUCACCAAACACUCGGAUAUGCCACAGGAAAGUCGUCAGAAGGAAAGAUGUCCAAUAUAAUAGGACUAUUAUUAUCAUUAUAUCUUUUGUCUUUAAUGUUCCAUGCGGCAUAUAUAUCACCAUAUAUUGUGGAUAACACUCACCAGCUUUGAUUAAACUUACGAUGCUCACUGAUCUUUUUUUUUCUUCAUUCAUCCUGUAAAACUUCAAAUAAAUGUCUUAGAGAGUAUUACGUACAUAUAUGGAACCUUACUGAUCUCAUGUGCAAGUUGUCUCACUAUGUAUAAUAAAAGCUGUACAUCGUAGACAGUAAUGAAGUAGAGGAAACCCCUUAGCUUAAUCUUUUCACUGUCAAUAACUGUAACUAAUAUGUAGGUAAAACAAUAUUAUGUUAAUGAAAUAAAUAAGACCACUCUGUCAACAUGCUUUAUCAGACUAACGUGUGAGCUGCAUGCAACCUAGACAGGACAGUUAGCCCAAUGAAAGUUGUAUUGUCACCCGCUUCUUAAGGCAUUUCCCAACACAUGUAAAACUAAAUUUUAACAAAUACCUGCUGACUAACCAUAGAUCUCCUCGCGCAAAGUAACGAUUCAUGUGUGUUACAAACUCGUAGAUCCAUGGUUACCAGCUAGAGGCUUUCGACAACUUUUAUUUCGGUGUCUUCUGUACUGAGGCAGCCUAUAUAGCGUAGGUUAAAAUUAUACGGCUUAUGUCAUCUUAUGUUUAUAAAUGAAUGUUGUUCGUAUUAUUGUUACUGUACGUAUUUGAACAACAAAUGGUUUCCAUGUUCUGAUAUUUAUAAUUUAGAAGCAAUACAACAGUGACAUCGGAA
This is a messenger RNA of Penaeus monodon (black tiger shrimp), 2372 nucleotides long. Its product is annotated as elongation factor 1-alpha-like. Gene Ontology annotation, molecular function: GTPase activity; translation elongation factor activity; GTP binding. Gene Ontology annotation, biological process: translational elongation; translation. The record is from RefSeq and is a predicted model, not a curated record. NCBI's taxonomy places the organism in Eukaryota, Metazoa, Arthropoda, Malacostraca, Decapoda, Penaeidae.